AUGGCUCAAGACAAAGUCAUUCCGACCGAGCAAGGACUUGCCGGUCUGGAUUUGAACGAUCCUCAGAUCCACGAGCUUAUCCAACGUGCCCAAGAUGCAGAUGCUGCUGACAAGAAGCUGACGGUUAAGGAAGCCCUCAAGAAGUACAAGAAAGCUGUGUUUUGGGCAUGCCUUUUGUCCGUCAGCUUGAUCAUGGAGGGCUACGAUCUGGUCAUGAUCGGCUCCUUUUAUGGACAGACCCAAUUUCAGCAACACUUUGGAGAGUACAGCGAGGUUGAAGGCAAAAAGGUCAUCACUCCUGCUUGGCAAUCAGGCCUCUCCAACUCAGCCCAAGUUGGCCAACUGGCCGGUCUCUUGAUCAACGCAUACUCUCAAGAUCGAUACGGCGCUCGGUUGACUAUGAUGGUCUUCAUGGCUUAUCUGACUUGCAUGAUCUUCAUCAUUGCCUUUGCCCCCUCUCUGUCUAUUCUGGCUUUGGGUGAAGCACUCUGUGGAGUUGCCUGGGGCGUUUUUCAGACGCUCUCUACAACAUAUGCCUGCGAAGUCGUCCCCACCGUUCUCCGACCCUACGUUACAGCUUGGGUGUGUAUGUGCUGGGGAUUCGGUAUCCUCCUGUCGUCUGGAGUCGUUCGAGCGACUUCUGACAUCAAGAGCAAUCUCGCUUGGAGGCUUCCUUUCUAUCUCCAGUGGAUCUGGCCAGUUCCAUUGUUUCUGGUGGCGUACUUUGCUCCAGAGUCGCCUUGGAAUGCUGUCCGUCGUGGCAAGAUUGACGAAGCUCGCCAUAGCUUGAUGAGACUUGCUACAGCUUCGGCAGAUAAGGAGGCAGCUGUUGAAGCGAGCUUGGCCUACAUCAGACAUACAACAGAGCUGGAAAAAGCAGAGACGCAGGGUGCGUCUUUCUGGGAGUGCUUCAAGGGAACUAACUUGCGCCGGACAGAGAUCAACUGCGUCGUUUGGGCAGCCCAGAUUCUCUGCGGUAACGCGAUUCUCGGCUUCGUCAUCGUUUUCCUCCAAGCCGCUGGCUGGUCCGAGGUUCAGUCAUUCAACCUCAACAUCUCCCUUUCGGCAUGCUACAUCAUUGGCGGUAUGAUUUGCUGGCUUCUUUUCCCGCAUCUCGGCAGAGCCACCAUCUAUAUGAGUGGUCUCGCAUUCAUGUUUUGCUGCCUCCUGGCCAUCGGCGGUCUUGGUUGGUCUGAUAGCAAGGACGCCUACCUUGCCGUUGGACUGCUGUUUGUUGUCUCAACUCUUUGCAACAUGAUCACCAUUGGGCCAGUUUGCUAUCCAAUCGUCGCCGAAACACCCUCAGGACGACUCCGCUACAAGACAAUCGUCAUUGGCAGAUUUGUCUACAAUCUUACCGCGAUCUUCAACAACGCUGUUACACCACGAAUGAUCUCGGCUUCAGGAUGGGGCUGGGGUGCCAAAACCGGUCUCUUCUAUGCCGGUACCAACCUUCUUUGUUUCAUUUGGUGUUGGUUCCGCCUUCCGGAGACCAAGGACCGCACCUUUGGAGAAAUUGACAUCUUGUUCGAAAACAAGGUUCCCGCCAGGAAGUUCAAGUAUACCAAAGUUGAUCAAUUUGCUCAGCACAGUGACUACGUGUUUCAGGAAAAGGUUGAGCAUGAACAGAUUGAGUAA
Messenger RNA from Fusarium keratoplasticum, 1638 nucleotides. RefSeq names its product MFS domain-containing protein. Gene Ontology annotation, cellular component: membrane. The record is from RefSeq and is a predicted model, not a curated record. The transcript has 6 exons. Gene Ontology annotation, biological process: transmembrane transport; carbohydrate transport. Gene Ontology annotation, molecular function: carbohydrate:proton symporter activity. The coding region runs from base 1 to 1638 and encodes 545 amino acids. Lineage: Eukaryota; Fungi; Ascomycota; Sordariomycetes; Hypocreales; Nectriaceae.